AUGGCCUCCAAGUGCAAGAUCACCCUGCUCGUACUCGCAACCCAGCUCCUCCUCGCUGCAGCUGCACCCACCGCAACGACACCGACUACCCCAACGGCCACUCCCGGGCGUCCCGCCGUCCCGGCAGCGCCAUUCCCCCCGCAGCCAUUCCCGGUCAACGAGGGCGAGGCGGCGGCGGCUGAAUGCUGGAAGGCGGUGGUGCAGGCGACCGAGACCUGCGCCGGGGAUCUCCUCCGGCGGCUGGCCUCCCCCGAGCCCGCCGUCCGCGUCGGCCCGGCAUGCUGUGGCGUGCUCCGGAGCCUCGGCGACAAGUGCCUCCGCGACCUCUUCCCCGGCUCCCCGUUCGGCCGCUUCUACGCUCCCUUCGUCGCCCGCGCUUGCGGCGGCGGCAUCCCCAGAAGCGCCACCACCACCACUACCGGCGGCCGCCAGUAA
This is a messenger RNA of Brachypodium distachyon (stiff brome), 435 nucleotides long. RefSeq lists its product as uncharacterized. Gene Ontology annotation, biological process: double fertilization forming a zygote and endosperm; regulation of double fertilization forming a zygote and endosperm; regulation of protein localization to cell surface. The coding region runs from base 1 to 435 and encodes 144 amino acids. Lineage: Eukaryota; Viridiplantae; Streptophyta; Magnoliopsida; Poales; Poaceae. The record is from RefSeq and is a predicted model, not a curated record. Gene Ontology annotation, cellular component: vesicle; extracellular region. The transcript has a single exon.